AUGAUCCAACUAAAGACGCUGCUAAACUGCAUCGACAACUCCGGCGCCGCCAUCGUCGAAUGUGCCAGCGUCCUCAAAAUGAAACGCGCCGCUACAAUCGGCGAUCGCAUCAUCGUCGUCGUGAAGAAGCAGCGGAACCCCGGCCCGGAUAUGGGCAGUGCCAGCAGCGGGGUCGUCACCAAGGUCAGACGGGGCGACGUCCUGCACGCUGUCGUGGUCAGGGCGAGGAAGGUGCAGAGACCCGAUGGUUCGUGGGUGAAGUUCGAUGACAAUGCGUGUGUGCUUAUCAAUAAGUCGGGGGAUCCGAUUGGGACGAGGCUGAACGGAAUUGUGGGGAAGGAACUACAAAAGAAGGGCUGGUCGAAGAUCUUGUCGUUGGCGCCGAUGCAUCUGUAG
Molecule: messenger RNA, 396 nt
Organism: Paracoccidioides brasiliensis Pb18
Product: ribosomal protein L14
Exons: 4
Coding region: 1-396 (131 amino acids)
Biological process (GO): translation
Cellular component (GO): mitochondrial large ribosomal subunit; ribosome
Molecular function (GO): structural constituent of ribosome; large ribosomal subunit rRNA binding
Source: RefSeq, a predicted model, not a curated record